CGGCGGCGGCCGCGACGGGCCUGGGGUUUGGGGCCUGGAGCUCGGGCCUGGGGCGCUGGCGAGCGGCCCCUCCCGGCCCUUGGGGCGCCCCGCCCGGCCGCCCGCCGCCCUGAAGGUCAGGGCGCUUUGUUCUGCGCCGCGGGCGGCCUCCUGGGCGGCGGCCACGCGGAGGAGGCGAAGACGGCGGGAGGCGGCGGCCGCUCAAAUCUCCCGCUAGCCCGGCCCGCCCCGCGUGCGGGGGCCGCGGCGGUUACACGGCGGGGCGCGCCGGAGCGUUCGGGCUUCUCGGGGUUAAGGCGGAGACGUCCAGGUCCUCUUGGUUAGAUGUUUAGGAAUUUGAGCUUUUCCGUGGGGCGAGGGUCAUCGUGAGCCUCGGUGGGGUCGGGCUGCGCUCCCCGGGGCUGUGGUGGUGAGUUUGGUGUGGCCGAGGGCACGUCGGACGGGGAGGAAAGCCCUCGGCGUCGCUUCCUAGCUGUGGGUGCGAUGGGCGGCGCGCGCACCCCGGGGCCGGCCACCGGAACGGCCUUGGACUAGUCACUCACGGGACGCGCUUUGCUAGCCAAGGGAUAAAAACAUUCAGAUGGCAGAUAACAGUUUUUCAGAUGGGGUUCCUUCAGAUUCCGUGGAAGCUGCUAAAAACGCAAGUAAUACAGAGAAGCUCACAGAUCAGGUGAUGCAGAAUCCUCGAGUUUUGGCAGCUUUACAGGAGCGACUUGACAAUGUCCCUCACACCCCUUCCAGCUACAUUGAGACUUUACCUAAAGCAGUAAAAAGAAGAAUUAAUGCAUUGAAACAACUUCAGGUGAGAUGUGCUCAUAUAGAAGCCAAGUUCUAUGAAGAAGUUCAUGACUUGGAAAGAAAGUACGCAGCAUUAUACCAGCCUCUCUUUGACAAGAGAAGAGAAUUUAUCAGCGGUGAUGUUGAACCAACAGAUGCGGAAUCGGAAUGGCACAGUGAGAGUGAAGAGGAGGAGAGACUGGCUGGAGACGUGAAAAAUAAAGUAGUCAUAACAGAAAAAGAAGCAGCAACAGCUGAAGAGCCAAAUCCCAAAGGAAUUCCAGAGUUCUGGUUUACCAUCUUUAGAAAUGUAGAUAUGCUAAGUGAAUUAGUCCAGGAAUAUGAUGAACCAAUCUUGAAACACCUUCAGGAUAUUAAAGUGAAGUUUUCUGACCCUGGACAGCCUAUGUCUUUUGUGUUAGAGUUCCACUUUGAACCCAACGACUACUUUACCAACUCAGUCCUGACAAAAACCUACAAGAUGAAAUCAGAACCAGAUAAGGCUGAUCCCUUUUCCUUUGAGGGUCCUGAGAUCGUGGACUGUGAUGGGUGUACUAUUGACUGGAAGAAAGGAAAGAAUGUUACUGUCAAAACCAUCAAGAAAAAGCAGAAGCAUAAGGGUCGAGGCACUGUUAGAACAAUUACGAAGCAAGUACCCAACGAGUCAUUUUUCAACUUCUUCAAUCCACUGAAAGCAUCUGGGGAUGGAGAAUCACUGGAUGAAGAUUCUGAGUUCACAUUGGCCUCUGAUUUUGAAAUUGGACACUUUUUCCGUGAGCGGAUAGUCCCACGGGCUGUGCUGUACUUCACUGGGGAGGCCAUAGAGGAUGAUGACAAUUUUGAAGAAGGUGAAGAAGGAGAAGAGGAGGAGUUAGAAGGUGAUGAGGAGGGAGAAGAUGAGGAAGAUGCGGACAUUAACCCCAAGAAGGAACCCAGCCAGCCGGCGGAAUGCAAGCAGCAGUAGGAAGCGGAGGCGGGCACCUGGCGGACUGUGGUGACUCCAGGCCCGUGGGCGGGGCCUCGGUCCUUGCCCAGCACCAGCCCGUCAGCGGCGCUUGCUCCAUCUAACUCGUUUUCAAGUGCAUGAUUUUCACUUUCACUUUUCCUUUUUCCUUAUUAUUUUGCUUAACUUGUACAGUGGCAACUGAAAUGCAUUUCAGAAAUAGGAGGUUUCGUCCAGCACCCUCAGCAACCUUGGUGCCUGUAGCUCUGGACUUGCCUGGGCCUUUCCCUCUGGGGGGGCCCCAUAGACCACGUGGGGUGGGGUGGGGGUCACUUGGCAAAAAGGGCCGAGUCUGGUGAUGCGAUUCCAGGGAUCUAGAACCUCUCCUACCACUCCUGCAGUUGGACUGAGUUCUUCCCUUUUAUUUGAAGAAACCCACUGGCUGUUUGCAGCCGCUGAGUCUGCCGAGUUGUGUGCUAAUCAUCUCAGAAGGGCUGCGUAGAGUAGGGCGCGUUUUGCUUAGGUCAUUGCUUCUUGAUUUUCUUUUUUUAGGGGUGGGUCAGGGUUGUGGCACACUAGCUCGGGCGAGAGCUGCCGCAAGUCACCUCAUAUUUAUUGAUCCCUUCUUACCUGUGAGGACUGUGGCCUUUUGCUGUCACUUGUCCUUACCGUUUCUGAACCACCUUGGUGACCUGGGCAGGAAGAUGUGCCACUUCCUAGCAGGAGUGAGGCCUGUGCAGAAGAAACGUUGCUCCCUGCCACCAGGACUGAAGACUUGGGAUGCAGGCGCCGCCCUGCUGCCGCAGCCGGCAUUUGGUGGUCGUCUCCGGCGGGGAGCUGGGCUGGGAAGGAAGCCCUGUGUUUGAGUUGAGCGUAUGAGCGUCAAGUCCUGCUUUCUCAGGAGCCCCAUUGCUCGGCCCCACCAUUCAUCCUGUCUGAGGGUCCUGGCUUUGGUGUGACCUGUUGGCGGCUGGCGGGUGGGGUUUCCAGUGGGUGGUGGCGCUCUCCGGCAGCCGGGGAUGGCCGUGUCCGCACAGCCUAACCUUAGAACACAUUUGUAACUCAAUACAGUGUUUUCAAUUUGUACAGAAUAGUUAAGAGUAUUCUAUUAAAAGUUGUGAAACCUGGA
This is a messenger RNA of Saimiri boliviensis boliviensis (Bolivian squirrel monkey), 2849 nucleotides long. It is a transcript of the gene NAP1L4, whose product is annotated as nucleosome assembly protein 1 like 4. NCBI's taxonomy places the organism in Eukaryota, Metazoa, Chordata, Mammalia, Primates, Cebidae. The record is from RefSeq and is a predicted model, not a curated record. Gene Ontology annotation, cellular component: nucleus. Gene Ontology annotation, biological process: nucleosome assembly.